CGCGCUCUCCAAUCCUACUGAGAACUAUGCAUAUGAUAUGCUUACUACGAAAGAUCCCCUUACUGGAAAUCUAUCUUCUACUUAACCAUGUAUCAGAAGGUAGGCUUAAGAAAGUGUGUUUUUUUUAAAUCAUAUUUUUUCAGAUAUUGAUUUUACAAUAGUGAUAUCCUAACAAACUUAUUCUUUGAAUUAAUAAAUUAUGUUUCGAUGUAGAUCAAUGCUUUGUGAUUAUUGAAACACAAUGUGUUAAGCUUGGGAUUAAAAUAUCAAUUCUUGGUAACUGGCUCACAAACAAAAAUGGUUUCUUUUUUUUCUGAAGAUUUAAAUGAUAGAAUUAGAGAAACGGAAAAAAAAGGGAAUACCCUUAUGUAACUGAGACAAUUUUGUAUAUAAAUAUCGCUAAUAAUCAAAGAAAUCUCAAAGAAUAAUAAUAAUAAUAAUGAUUUUAACAAAUAUAAAUUGCUAAACGUUGUACUUAGUGACAUUACGGAAGUGAAGUAGAUCGGACCGGGAACGAGGCGAUGCAAUCAGAGGGAGGUGACAUUUAAAAAAAAAAAAACAUUUACAGAUAAAACAUUGCUAACUCGAAUCUGUUCCAUGACAAGUCUUGGUUAAAAACAAGAGCAGGGUGUCAUCAGAUUGUGUUGCAACCAGAGGGGGCGGCGUAGAGCCAAACCAUGGUGCCGCCAGACAGAGAAGGGUGUAACCGAGCCAUGGUUCCGCCAGUUAAAUCACUAUAUCACGUGUGACUUUAUCGCAGUAGAUGCCACCAACACCAGCUCCACUGAUUUCGACCAAAUUAUGUUCAUGUGUUUUCAGUCUGCAGUGAUAACGUCAAGUUUCUGAGCGUAGAUUCAAAAGAUAUCCAGCCAGACGCUUUCACAUAUCCUCCCCUUAACGAGUCCGAGGCUUGCGAUAAGAGCGAAGGUCAAGGACUACAUGUCCAAACAGUUCAAAUCCACAACGUAAGUGCUAGUAACCACCAUUGUAGUACCACCAUUGUAGUACCACCAUUGUAGUACCACCAUUGUAGGACCACCAUUGUAGGACCACCAUUGUAGGACCACCAUUGUAGGACCACCAUUGUAGGACCACCAUUGUAGGACCACCAUUGUAGGACCACCAUUGUAGGACCACCAUUGUAGGACCGUUCUGUGCGGCUUUGAGUUGAACAAGGAAUUGAAUUGGGCGAAAGUUUUUAAAUGAUCUCAUAGUUAAUUUUAUUUCAGCUAACAUCAUCUACGACUUAUUAAUUAAAAAAAAAAGUAUCUCUCUUUAUUGUAGCGGGCAUUGUUGCGACUCAUGUAUGACUAUUAUUGCAUAUAGUAAGAUAGGCAGUGUUUAAUUAUCUUAGGUACUUGGAAAUUUGAACUAAAUAAGUUAAAUCCCAGAAGAUCUAAAGGAAAAAAAAAAUUCAAUCUAAAAAUAAAAAGCGUUUUUGGGGGGCGGGGUGGCUAAAUAAUUUUCAAAAAAGAGAAGUGCGCUCUUUUUAAUCACACCCCAAGCAUCAUCCUUGGUAACUAUUGAAAUGGUUGCCACCAAUCGAGGGAGGUCUGGUCGCAACAGGCGUCAGAAGCAAGGAUACGUGUCUGUUUUCCCGCAGGAUCAAACCUUUUUCAAGGUUCCCUUUUUCCCUCGCUUGUUUUCUAUGUAGAGGAAAGGAUGUUCUAAUCUGUUAUUUAAUUAAUUAGUUUUUUAAAAACAGUUUAUGGUAUUCAGAUUCAAAACUCUUUUAAAUGAAAACAAAGUAAGUUUUGUGGAAAGGAUUGAAGUGAAUCUUGAGAAGAUUUCAUUGGUGGUGAGACUCACAGCCUGGCGGGUGCUGAGUGAGUUAAGAUGGUAUGGGUGUGUGUGGGGGGGGGGAGGAGAGAAUUUAAGAUGGGAGGUGAUCGUGAUGGGGAAGGAAGCAUGUGGUGGGGAAGGAAGCAUCUGGUGGGUAUCAUGAAUGAUAAAUAUGCAUGAAUCUGUUAUUUUUCAAUUGGAAUUUUAAUAGUAUCAUGUUUAAAGCAAAUAAACUGUGUUUCUAACAGACAGAUGAUGGCAAAUGCGAAAGAAACCUGAAUUUAACCAACUCAACUGACAACCACUUAAUGCAGACUAUAAGGAAAGCCUGUGGUGGCAAAGAUCGUUGUUACUUUGUCAGCGGUUUGAGACUCGUGCUUCGAAAAGUCACAUGUGGUUCAAAGCCAGCAGAGAGCUUCGAAUUAAGUUAUGUGUGCAAACCUUUGGGUAGGUUAUAUCAUGUGUGUAAACCCUUGGGUAGGUUAUAUUAUGUGUGCAAAUCUUUGGGUAGGUUAUAUCAUGUGUGGAAACAUUUGGGUAGGUUAUAUUAUGUGUGCAAACCUUUGGGUAGGUUAUAUUAUGUGUGCAAACCUUUGGGUAGAUUAAAUUAUAUGUGCAAACCUUUGGGUAGGUUAUAAUAUAUGUGCAAACCUUUGGGUAGGUUAAAUUUAUUUAUCUAUUUUUAUAAUUAUAUAUAUAAUGCACUUUUCCAAUUUAAGCAUGUAUUUAUGAUCGUUGAUGAAUUCAAAAUGCCUGUCUCUUCACACAAUAAUUUAAUUCAAGUAAUCGAACUGUUAGUCUUUCGUAUAAACUGUCAUUCACAGCAAUCAAUUAUCGCUUGCAAUGACUAAAUUUAUUUUAAUGAUAGAUGAAUAGAACAUGGUGUAAAUUUAUUACAUUGUGUCAUCUUUAAUUAUUUUUAUUUUUCUAAAAUCCCACCCCCGUUCCUCCAGCGCCCGAUGACAACGACGUGUUUGAUAUUAAGAGAGGAUUCAUCAAGACAAUAACAAACCCUGGAAAUGGAAAAAAAAAAUACUAUCUUGUGUUGGGGGCGAAUGAGACCAUUGAACACAGUCGAUGUGAGAUGUCUGGCCCCAACGUUCAGAUACAUGUCACUUUGAUGCAUGCGGAUUUGACAUCAGUUCAAAAAUUGACUGGCAAGUCUUGUCUUGGGAAUCAGGAAGGGAACAUUGAUUGGUACAGGUAAAAAAAACACUAAGAUGAUAUACCUUCAUUAUCAAAAAGCGAUCAAAUCUCUUAUACAUGAUUAUGAAAAUGAAACGCAGUCUAUUGUACCCGAAGAAUAUUCCUAUAUAGUUUCAACAGUUUCGAUUGAGUCUAGAGUAAACUCGAACUAGUUAUUUUAAUGAGAAGCUCGGUUAAAACUCUCGUCCCCCAUAUUUGAUGAUAAUGACACACAAAAGUUAGUUUUAAGAAUGUAUUUUAAGUCUUUUCAUGAUAUCAGUAUGACAAGUCUUUUCAUGAUAUCAGUAUGACAAGUCUUUUCAUGAUAUCAGUAUGACAAGUCUUUUCAUGAUAUCAGUAUGACAACUCUUUUCAUGAUAUCAGUAUGACAAGUCUUUUCAUGAUAUCAGAAUGACAAGUCUUUUAAUGAUAUCAUAAUGACAAGUCAUUUCAUGAUAUCAGUAUGACAACUCUUUUCAUGAUAUCAGUAUGACAACUCUUUUCAUGAUAUCAGUAUGACAACUCUUUUCAUGAUAUCAGUAUGACAAGUCUGUUCAUGAUAUUAGUAUGACAACUCUUUUCAUGAUAUCAGUAUGACAACUCUUUUCAUGAUAUCAGUAUGACAAGUCUUUUCAUGAUAUCAGUAUGACAACUCUUUUCAUGAUAUCAGUAUGACAAGUCUUUUCAUGAUAUCAGAAUGACAAGUCUUUUAAUGAUAUCAGUAUGACAACUCUUUUCAUGAUAUCAGUAUGACAAGUCUUUUCAUGCUAUUAGUAUGACAACUCUUUUCAUGAUAUCAGUAUGACAACUCUUUUCAUGAUAUCAGUAUAACAAGUCUUUUCAUGAUAUAAGUAUGACAACUCUUUUCAUGAUAUCAGUAUGACAAGUCUUUUCAUGAUAUCAGAAUGACAAGUCUUUUAAUGAUAUCAUAAUGGCAAGUCUUUUCAUGAUAUCAGUAUGACAAGUCUUUUCAUGAUAUCAGAAUGACAAGUCUUUUAAUGAUAUUAUAAUGACAAGUCUUUUCAUGAUAUCAGUAUGACAAGUCUUUUCAUGAUAUCAGUAUGACAAGUCUUUUCAUGAUAUCAGUAUGACAAGUCUUUUCAUGAUAUCAGUAUGACAACUCUUUUCAUGAUAUCAGUAUGACAAGUCUUUUCAUGAUAUCAGUAUGACAAGUCUUUUCAUGAUAUCAGUAUGACAAGUCUUUUCAUGAUAUCAGUAUGACAAGUCUUUUCAUGAUAUCAGUAUGACAACUCUUUUCAUGAUAUCAGUAUGACAACUCUUUUCAUGAUAUCAGUAUGACAACUCUUUUCAUGAUAUCAGUAUGACAACUCUUUUCAUGAUAUCAGUAUGACAAGUCUUUUCAUGAUAUCAGUAUGACAACUCUUUUCAUGAUAUCAGUAUGACAAGUCUUUUCAUGAUAUCAGAAUGACAAGUCUUUUCAUGAUAUCAUAAUGACAAGUCUUUUCAUGAUAUCAGUAUGACAAGUCUUUUCAUGAUAUCAGUAUGACAACUCUUUUCAUGAUAUCAGUAUGACAAGUCUUUUCAUGAUAUCAGAAUGACAAGUCUUUUAAUGAUAUCAUAAUGACAAGUCUUUUAAUGAUAUCAGUAUGACAAGUCUUUUCAUGAUAUCAGUAUGACAAGUCUUUUCAUGAUAUCAGUAUGACAAGUCUUUUCAUGAUAUCAGUAUGACAAGUCUUUUCAUGAUAUCAGUAUGACAAGUCUUUUCAUGAUAUCAGUAUGACAAGUCUUUUCAUGAUAUCAGUAUGACAAGUCUUUUCAUGAUAUCAGUAUGACAAGUCUUUUCAUGAUAUCAGUAUGACAAGUCUUUUCAUGAUAUCAGUAUGACAACUCUUUUCAUGAUAUCAGUAUGACAACUCUUUUCAUGAUAUCAGUAUGACAACUCUUUUCAUGAUAUCAGUAUGACAACUCUUUUCAUGAUAUCAGUAUGACAAGUCUUUUCAUGAUAUCAGUAUGACAACUCUUUUCAUGAUAUCAGUAUGACAAGUCUUUUCAUGAUAUCAGAAUGACAAGUCUUUUAAUGAUAUCAUAAUGACAAGUCUUUUCAUGAUAUCAAUAUAAGACGCGGUUUAAAUUAGCGAACAUUUUCAUUUGAAACGUACAUUUUUUUCAGUUUAAAAUUGCUUAAAAUUCCAUGUGUUGAUGGGACAAAGGAAAAGGGGGGGGGGUUUGGGGAUGACAUCUAAUUCUCAACUUCCCAUGCUUCAAUGUGACACAUCUGUUCCAAUCACACAGAGUUGGGUUGAUGUUUAACAUUUCUAGUUAAACAACAGUAUGAGCAUUCACUCUGUAAACCUUGAAAGAAGAGACCUCCCAUAAGCAAACUGUCACUAGGUGGAUCAACCCAUAACUGUCACUUGGUGGAUCAACCCAUAACUGUCACUUGGUGGAUCAACCCAUAACUGUCACUAGGUGGAUCAACCCAUAACUGUCACUUGGUGGAUCAACCCAUAACUGUCACUUGGUGGAUCAACCCAUAACUGUCACUUGGUGGAUCAACCCAUAACUGUCACUAGGUGGAUCAACCCAUAACUGUCACUUGGUGGAUCAACCCAUAACUGUCACUUGGUGGAUCAACCCAUAACUGUCACUUGGUGGAUCAACCCAUAACUGUCACUAGGUGGAUCAACCCAUAACUGUCACUUGGUGGAUCAACCCAUAACUGUCACUUGGUGGAUCAACCCAUAACUGUCACUUGGUGGAUCAACCCAUAACUGUCACUAGGUGGAUCAACCCAUAACUGUCACUUGGUGGAUCAACCCAUAACUGUCACUUGGUGGAUCAACCCAUAACUGUCACUUGGUGGAUCAACCCAUAACUGUCACUAGGUGGAUCAACCCAUAACUGUCACUUGGUGGAUCAACCCAUAACUGUCACUAGGUGGAUCAACCCAUAUUGAUUUAUCGGUUUUAUUGUUUCACAGUCAAUAAAAUAACUGACUACAGAUUUGUAGACAAGUGGUUAACAUCAAUUGGCCCCAGGAAUCUAUUUGACUUUCUAUUAUUCUAUUUGACUUUCUAUUAUUCUAUUUGACUUUCUAUUAUUCUAUUUGACUUUCUAUUAUUCUAUUUGACUUUCUAUUAUUAUAUUUGACUUUCUCUUAUACUUAUUGACUUUAUAUUAUACUAAUUGGCUUUCUAUUAUACUAAUUGACUUUCUAUUAUACUAUUUGAAUUUCUAUUAUACUAAUUGACUUUCUAUUAUACUAUUUGAAUGUCUAUUAUACUAAUUGACUUUCUAUUAUACUAUUUGAUUUUUUAUUAUAAUAAUUGACUUUCUAUUAUACUAUUUGAAUUUCUAUUAUACUAAUUGACUUUCUAUUAUACUAUUUGAAUUUCUAUUAUACUAAUUGACUUUCUAUUACACUAUUUGAAUUUCUAUUAUACUAAUUGACUUUCUAUUAUACUAUUUGAAUUUCUAUUAUACUAAUUGACUAUCUAUUAUACUAUUUGAAUUUCUAUUAUACUAAUUGACUUUCUAUUAUACUAUUUGAAUUUCUAUUAUACUAAUUGACUUUCUAUUAUACUAUCUGACUUUCUAUUAAACUGUUGGCUUGCUGACCCAUAACUGCUGUUUCGAACUGGGUAAAGCCAUACAACAAUACUUGAAACAUUGGAAACUGGCGGCAACAAGCAACAGCUCUGAACCUCUUGAGUCCUGACUGACACCAAUUUAACAAUGGUUUAUUGUAAUCUUUUUAUGGAGGCUGGCGCCUGUGAUUCCAUGAGGUUGCUCGUACAAUGUUAGUUAACACUGUGCGCUCAAUGUAAGCGAUGGCUCGCCGCUGCUAUUUGAAUCAUUCCUUCCACUCCUCAAAACUGAGUAAAAAAAAGUUCGGUUAAACCUAAAAAAAGGGAACAAAACAACGAACGUUUCGGCAGGAAGCCUUCGUCAGCGAACAAAACAACAGAAAAAAAAAACAAAUUAAAAUUAAAAAUAGCACUUAGCUUAGAAGUAGUAUCCGUGGGCAGCAAAAGAAUUGUCAAUUCAUUCACAAUUCAUUUGCUGCCCACAAUGUCAAAAUGAAUAAUAUACACAGCACUUCAUUACACAUUUUAAAUAAGUCAAAUAAUUCCUUGAUAUCAGGAUAUCUUUGCAACAAUCAAAGUUUCAAUGCAAAGAAUAUUUGUAUACACACAUUCAAUAACAAUCCAUCUAAUAUUAAUCCAAUAAUCCAUUAGAAAACUCAACAUGUCCUCUCACAUCCAAGAUAUUUCCUUCACUCCCGCCCUACUUAAAAACACAUGAAUUCUUCUUCCGCUACCAAACAUAGUUCCCUUUUCUCGUAUUUUUCAUUCUUCAUAUCAUAUCACUACACCAAUGCGUCGUCAGAAUGAAUAUUAGUGUCAUGUGAAAAAUCUGCGUCAUUGGCAUGAUUAACACGGUCUGUUACACACACACACACACACACACAGAAAAACACACAAGAACGCACCACUCUCCUUCACGCGCAUUUUAAGGUGGCCGUCGUAACUAUUUGUUGUUUUUUUGUUGAAUUUGUUUCUUCAUUUCAGCAUGAGCCACUCUUUACCAGAAGUUUGUCUCAGUUAUGGAACCUU
Messenger RNA from Lymnaea stagnalis (great pond snail), 7544 nucleotides. The record is from the annotation of a GenBank genome assembly. Lineage: Eukaryota; Metazoa; Mollusca; Gastropoda; Lymnaeidae.